Molecule: messenger RNA, 2670 nt
Organism: Larimichthys crocea (large yellow croaker)
Lineage: Eukaryota; Metazoa; Chordata; Actinopteri; Sciaenidae
Product: KIAA0040 ortholog
Exons: 2
Coding region: 925-1254 (109 amino acids)
Source: RefSeq, a predicted model, not a curated record
GAGCAAGAGAGAGGAGGAGGAGGAGGAGGAGGAGGACGGGAAACACGGGGUAGAGAGGGAAACAGGAACAGAAAGUGAAUACUUGUCAAGAUGUCUGGGUGAGGGGGACCAGAAGCAGAAACUAGAUGCCAGAAAAGAAACAACAGAAGUCUGAGCAGCUGACUGGAUUAGACAGGAGGGAGAGAGAGCUGACCUGCCGCUUCACAAGUGCCUCUGGGGCAUACCCGAAUUGAAGCGCCUCUCUACAACUGGAUUAAACUAAACCGAAAGCCAAAGGGCACAAGGACAAGAGAAGAAAAAAAGAGUAAGAAAAUCAAGGUUGCUGUAACGCCGAGCAGCUUAAACAAACUUGGCUAAAGUGCAGAUUUUGGCUUUUUCCUCCUCCAUCAAGAUCAAAAUCAUCACAACUGGGUGAUUUCAAAGAAAGCCUUGUCAUAAACAAAUGAGCUUUCGGACUACUUUGGCUUCGUUACCACCUCAUAGGGCACUUUAAAGGAGGGGGGCAUACAUAAAGUCACCCUCCAUACGUCCAGUGUUUCCAUUUAACAUAAACAACAUAUGCCUAAGCACAAACCUUGUAGGUAGAUAGUGCUGUGUUUCAGGGCACCUAUCUGAACUGAUCAUUUUUAAGUAGUAUCUUUAAGUAGUAUAUCUGACAGCUGUUGGGUUGGUGGAUGUUUGAUGUUUCAUUGAAUACUGAGACAAACUUUGUAUCUUAAAAGUUAAAAGUUAAAACCAGAUUACAUAAAAGCACUUUUAUCUUAAAUUAACACCAUAUCUUAAUUACUUUGGUGUCUCCGGCAGCCUAAUAUGCACAUUUACUGACUUACAAACUUCACAGCCCUCUUAAGGAUUUAUUAAAUCUUUACAACUGCCUGACAGACUCAAUUAAAAAGGAGCCACACAGCUCCGUAUCUGAAAGCCAUGGAUGGGAAAACAGACAGCAUCCAGGAUUUCUUCAACCAACUUUGGAGCUUUGCUACAGACAAACACAACCAGGGGGUCUACAACACAGUCUGUCUGGUGAUCCUCCUAACUCUUCCCGUGCUGGUACUCCUCACUACUUUGGUGGUAUGCUGCCACUGCUGUUGUUGUCGCCAUGCCAACGGUUGUUGUUGCUGCUGUCGAGGCAGCAUGACAACGGUAAAGUCAGAAACGAAGAAGAAAAAGAAUUCGGCCAAUACUGAAGACUUGUGGAUCUCUGUCAAGACAGGGCCGAUGACACCUGACAGGGUCGCUCUGGACAUGGAUUAGAAAUCAAUUUUCUUUUUUCUUUUUUUGUUGAGAUUACUGAUCCUGGGCCAGUUGGUGCCAUGGAGCUGAUGGAGCAUCUCAAAAGUGCAAACUGUCUUGGACACAAAAGGAAGGCUGAAGUCAUUGUUCAAAUUAAUUCACAUUGUAAUGGGCACAUGUCUGGUUGAAAUAUGUAAACAGUGUACAGAUUCUUAUAUAGUCGUAUGAUGUCUUUUGUGGGCAAUGUUUACAACACUUUGUAUGAGCUUUUUUAGUGUGUGGUACAUAAAGGAAGAAAUAUGCUAGACGGGGGCAACAUAUCUGCAAAAGUGUGUUUGUGUGAGUGGGCAAAAGAGUGAGAGGGUGUGUGUGUGUGUGUGUGUGAGUGUACAGUGUUAUUGAGAGCACUUUGUUCUUAGAGCUCCCAUGUGAAAUUCAUUGCGUCUGUAUUUGGGAGAGAGAGCCAAUUUAAGGUCUGCCCAGCGUUCAGAUCCGUGUAAUACUGCCUACUUUUCAACAACUGCAACAGAGACUGGUGAUUGACUCCUACUUUCUAGAGUGGAAGCCACUGACAUCACAAAAAGUUGAAGUCAUGGGAUUUCAGGAAGAAAACUAGUUCUAAACUACUUCUUUCAUUUUUUUUGUAUAUGAUGUAGCGUAAGCCACAAGAGAGGCACUUCUCCUAGUUUUGGUUUUUUGAGAGUGUUGCAGUAUUCAGGUCAAGUGAGCCUUAAAGGCACAAUUCAAUAUCCAAAUGUAGGGGAAACCAGAAAAAUGAAAAAGUAAAAAUUUAGCUUCCCAAAAUGAUUAUCAGAUCUUUAAAUUAACACUAGACAACCGUAUUGAAGUUAAUGAUGUUUCCCGGGCCUGUAUUUAUUGGUUCACUCAAGCUGACAAGAUCAAAAGUUAUUUAUUACAUUUCUUACAACUUAAAAAACAGCUUAAAGUUAAGAGAUCCUCCAGAAGUUUAUUUAGUUGAUUAAGAGUAGAGCUGAGUUGACUGCAGUAAAGAAACAGAGAUGAGCACACACCUUUUGACACAUGUAUGUGAGUGGUUAUAUAAAACCAGCUGAAGAAAUAUGUAUAAUUCCUAGUAGGAUACCUUUAGCCUACUGUUUGCUUACUGUUUAAUUUGAUUUGUUACUCACCUUGUACUAAAUUGUCUGAUUGGCCUCCAGCUUCAGAAUUUCUUUCUUGCUCCAGUUUCAUUUUCAUUUUGUUUCAUUUCACUUCUUUAUAUUAAUAUAUAUAUAUAUAAAAUAAGAUUGUUGCUGUUGAGUUGCUAAUUUCACGUUACUUAGUACUAGAGAUAUUAAGGAUAAAAAUUCAAAUGACAUAUGUUGAAGAAUGAACAAAGCAGCAGAUCCACGUCUUUGAUUGGCUAUUCAAGCUCUAAUGUGAUAAAUCAUGUGAUCAAUUAAAAGCUGUUCCGACGUU